Molecule: messenger RNA, 2734 nt
Organism: Salvia hispanica
Lineage: Eukaryota; Viridiplantae; Streptophyta; Magnoliopsida; Lamiales; Lamiaceae
Product: LOW protein: PPR containing-like protein
Biological process (GO): RNA modification
Molecular function (GO): RNA binding; protein binding
Source: RefSeq, a predicted model, not a curated record
UUUUAAAUGUAAAUGAGAUCACUCAAGGAGGGGCUGAAGUUCCAUGCCUAUGCCGUCAAAUUCGGUCUUCUACCAAGAAUCAUCACGGCCAAUCAAAUCAUCGAUCUCUACUCAAAACACCAUCUUACCAGAGACGCCCAUAAACUGUUCGAUGAAAUUUGCGACCGCAACGUCUACUCUUGGAACACCAUAAUAAACGCUUAUGUCAGAAGCAGAAACCUCCCCAAAGCAAAGGAGCUUUUUUAUUCUUCCCCCUUCAAAGAUACCGUCACGUAUAAUCUGGUGAUAUCGGGCUAUGCGCGCAGCGAUGGUUAUGAAAGUAAUGCUAUUGAGUUGUUCAUCCAUAUGCAAUCUGAUGAAGACGGAGCUCGGAUCGAUGAGUUUACUCUCACCACAAUGCUUAAUUUAUUGGCGAAGCUACGGGUUCUGCGCUAUGGCAUCCAAGUUCAUUCAUUUAUGGUGAAGAGCGGGAAUGAUAGGAGUGGUUUUGCUUUAAGUUCUUUGGUAGAUAUGUAUUCGAAAUGUGGGAGCUUCUGGGAUGCUUGCAGGGUUGUUGAUGGACGAGGAGGCGAGGGCGUGGUGGAUUGUGUCGUGAACAACGCGUUGAUAGCUGCUUGUUGCAGAGAGGGGCAGCUGGAAAUAGCUAAGGAGAUUUUCUUAAAAGAUCCCGAGUUGAAUGAUGAGGUGUCGUGGAACACAAUGAUCGUGGGGUAUGCUCAAAACGGGCGCGAGGAGGAGGCAGUGGAGCUGUUCAGGUGUAUGGCGAGGGAGGGGUACAGUUGGAACGAGCACACGUUUGGUAGCUUAUUGGUGGCUUGCUCUGCAUUGAAGAGCUUGAACCUUGGGAAGGAAGUUCAUGCUCGGGUUUUGAAGGAUGGAAUGUUUUUGAACCCGUUUAUUUGUAGUGGCAUCGUUGAUAUCUAUUCGAGAUGUGGUGAAAUGAGGUAUGCUGAUUGUGUUCUUAGAGCAACUGGGAUGAGGAACGUGUUUGCUGUUACCUCAAUGAUUGUGGGAUAUGCAGCAAGCGGUGAGAUGGGGGAGGCACGGAGCCUUUUUGAUUUAGCCGCUGAGAGGAAUUUUGUGAUGUGGACUGCUGUUAUCUCUGGUUAUGUGAGGCUGCAGAGAUGUGAGGAUGCUUUUGCUUUGUUUCGUGAGUAUGCAGCAGUGGAUGCGACAACUCCAGAUGGGGUGAUCCUCAUCAGCAUGCUUGUUGCAUGUGCUGUGCAAGCUGGAGUUGAUCCUGGGAAACAAAUUCAUGGAUACAUGUUGAGGGUUGGGAUUACGAUGGAUGAAAAGGCGAUGAGUGCUUUGAUUGACAUGUAUUCGAAAUGUGGGGUUUUACUCUAUGCUGAGAGAUUGUUUGAGAGGGUAAGGGUUAGGGAUACCAUCAUGUACAAUGUGAUGAUCGCUGGUUGUGCUCACCACGGCUUUGAACACGAAGCUAUUCGUCUCUUUGAGGAGAUGGUGGGGUGGGAGCUUCACCCAGAUGCUGUCACGUUCAUUGCACUUCUAUCUGCCUGCCGCCACAGUGGAUUAGUCGAAGCAGGUGAGAGCUAUUUUCUGUCAAUGAGUAGGGAUUAUGGCAUACAGCCUGAGAUGAAUCACUAUGCUUGUAUGGUUGAUUUGUAUGGAAGGGCUAAUCAGCUAGAGAAGGCUGUGAAGUUCAUGGAAGAGAUGCCCAUUGAGCCUGACAGUGUUGUGCUGAGUGCGUUUUUGACUGGUUGCAGAGCGAGCAAGAAUAUAGAGCUGGCAAGGAUGGCGGAGAAGAAGUUGGUGGAGAUCGAAGGGGAUGAAGGGUCAAGGCUUUUCCAGCUUGCAAGCCUGUAUGCAUCUGGCGGGGAGUGGGAGGAAAAGGGUAGGAUGAUGAGGAGGAUGAGAGGAAAGGAGGUGAAGAAGGUUGCAGGGUGCAGCUGGAUACAGGUUGGUGGUGGAGUUCAUAGUUUUAGAUCAGGUGACAGAUCUCAUGUAGAAGCAGAGGCUGUGUAUUCUACUUUGGGUUGCCUUCUUAGUGACCUGUAUUAUAAAGCAGUUGAUGAGAGCUAUCCUAUCUUGAUCGAUAACAAAACCCUGCUCAGCUGAUAAGAUGCUUCCUCUGUGACUAGUAGAUUGAGUUCGAAUCACUUCUAAGAGGAACCAUCCAGUGCCAAGAAUUGUUGCUUCAAACAAAGGCUAUGUGGUCUCUGCUUCAGUUAAAAUGUAAAUUUUUACAGGAUCAAGUGAGUAUUGCUGGAUUCGAUGUUCCUCUCACAGCAGAAGUUGCUGGGUUUGAUGUUCCUAACUCACCAGAAGCAAGUUACAACAAUGUUUACCCUGGAAGCAAAGAUGACGAGCGGCAACCACCUAUGCUACCCCCCACAGUGAUCCACUGAUCCUUGUGCAUCGCCACAGAAUGUCACUCUAAAUCAUUUGUAUAUUGAGAACAGAGAAGCUCCAAGAUCGGCGGUGGCGAUGGGUUUUUCUCAUUGCUUCGUUCAAAAUUUGUGACUGUUGUGCUCUAUAAACCUGUUCCAAGGAGGUGAGAAAGGGGACGUGCAUUUGAAUCACCCAUGAAGACUAGUCCUGUAUCUGCAUUGAUUAUAGCGUGCUGCAGAAACUAGCAAAGUUGGAAUUCAAUCCGUGAAGGUGCAUAUUCUUGAAAUUCAUUUGUGUUUAAUAUGUUUAUAUUUACUUACAAAUGACGUAAACGCUAAAGUUAUAAUUUAGUUGUGUAAUUUCUUACUUGAACUUUGCUGUC